AGAUCAUUGCUAGGAAAGAGAAACGAGGGAAAUGUACUGGGAACGGUCUUGGUAUCGUGAAACUUUUAAAGAAUUGGCAUUGGCGUAUACAGUGAGAGUGUGUGUCUCGUUACUGAUAAGAACAGACAGUUAUAAAGUGAGCUUUGCCGGAAGACUUUCCUUUCAGCCCGUCCCGUAGCAAAUAACAGCGCAGAAAGCACAUUGAUUGGAGGCAGCUGACUCAAAGACAAGACCGAAGUUCACAUUAGUGACACAUUAUUCAACUGUUGUGGUGACCAAGCAUUUUCUUUCGAAAGGCCCUUAAAAUGGGGGAUUACGCUCGCUAAAUCUCAGCAGUAAACAGCUUUGUGUGUGUGUGAGUGAUUACCGGUGUUGUUUUUUUGCCUUUUCCGAUCCAGAACAGCUCUGGAGAAUGAAGCGGAGGAGCAGAGUUCGUGUAGCAGUGAUUGGGGCCGGAGCGGCGGGCCUUUGCGCCGCUCGACACGUCCUGUCUAAACCCGAGACCUUUGACCCACCCGUGCUGUUUGAAAUGACCAAUCAUUUGGGUGGGACCUGGUUCUAUGAGGAACGAGUGGGCACAUAUGACAAUGGGUAUCCCAUCCACAGCAGUAUGUAUAGAGACCUCAGGACCAACUUACCCAAGGAGAUUAUGAUGUUCCCUGAUUUCCCCUUUGAUGACCACCUGGCUUCUUUUUUGCACCACACUUCAGUUCAGCAGUAUUUGGAAAAAUACUGUGAGAAAUAUGAUAUUGCUCAUCAUAUCAAGUUCAACACCGCGGUGGAAAAGGUGAAGCCCGUCUCCAUGGCAACCGAGACGGGGGGAGCUGUGACGUGGGAGGUAAUUUCGCGCAGCACAUGUGGAGAGCAGAACACGCAGACGUUCGACUCUGUGUUCGUCUGCAACGGGCAUUACUCCGACCCCCACCUGCCCUACAUUCCUGGAAUAGAGCAUUUCAAAGGGAAAGUCUUACACAGUCACUCAUACCGCCAUCCAGAGCCCUUCGCCAACAAGUCUGUUGUGGUCUUGGGGGCCAAAGCAUCUGGCGUGGACAUUUCUAUAGAGUUAGCCCAAGUUAACGCUCAGGUGAUUCUCAGUCAUAACACACAAACCGUGUCCUUACCUUCACCUCUGGGCAUCCGGCAGGCCAGCUCUGUUGUUAGGGUUUUGGAGGAUGGAUCUUUACAGUUUCAGGAUGGAUCAGUGACUCGGGCUGAUGUUCUUCUCUUUUGUACAGGAUACAACUUUAACUUCCCUUUCCUCUCUCCAUCAGAGCUCGGCCUGGACAUACAAGACCUUUUAGUGGCUCCUCUAUACAAAUACCUGCUGCCCCCUAGCUUUCCUUCCAUUUUUUUUAUUGGCAUUUGCAAAAUUAUUUGCCCCUUCAUACAUUUUGAUUGUCAGGUUAAAUUUGCUCUUGCUGUUCUGGAGGGCUUGACAAAACUGCCCACCCAGGACGAGAUGGAGAUGGAGGUACAUGGAGAGAUGCAAAGAAAACAAGACACAGGUGUGCAGAUGAAGCACCUGCUCAAUUUGGACAGGGAUCAGUGGGAUUAUUACCUGGAUCUGGCCAAGAUGGGCCAAUUCACACCUCCUCUGGCUGUGCUUGAGAGUUUGUAUGAGGAGGUACGCAGACAAAGGCAGAAAGACCCGCAGAAAUACAGACUCAUUAACUAUAGGCUCAUUGACGCCACACAGUGGGAGCUUUUGGAAGCUCCGUCUGAACAAACUGCUUGAUUGUUCAGCUACUAACUAGUGAAUGAGAUUUACACACUCUUACUGCCAUUCCUAUGAAAAAAGAAGAGAGAACAUCAGUAGAAAUGCUGAAAAAAGAAAAUAAAAGCUUAAUAAUUCCAAAAAGCAUUUAGAUAGAUAGAUAGAUAGAUAGAUAGAUAGAUAGAUAGAUAGAUAGAUAGAUAGAUAGAUAGAUAGAUAGAUAGAUAGAUAGAUAGAUAGAUAGAUAGAUAGAUGUUAAAAAAUAAAGAGGUCACCAUUCUCCGUUUCUUUGGAUUAACAAUUUAUAGUUGUGUUUGAGAAAACACUUGAUUUAUUCUGUAAACUACUGAUGACAUUUCUUCCUAAUUUAAAAUAAAACUGUUGUCAUUUUUAGUUUUUUUUCAUAGAAAACUAAGAAGUGCUAUGUUUUUAUAUGUUUAAAUUUGAUAUACAACACCAUUAUCUUUUUUAAGAAAGCAAUAUUUGAUGGAAUAACCCUGAUUUUUCAAUCACAGCAAAUGAAAAUACCUGUUUUUCUGACCAAUUGUCAUUACCUGAAAAAAAUCCUUUUACAAUAUUUUUAAUUUGAUAUUUGGAAGAAAUGUUAUCAGACUUUUACUUAUGAUAUAACGAUAAAUAGUAAUACUAAUAUUAAUAAUAAAGCAAAAUAUAAAAAACAAUAUUAAUAAAGUAAAUAAAAAAAGAGAAUUUGCAAAAGGUCUCUUAAUAUUUUUCAUAGCUAUACAUUAGGAUUAUUUAGAUGUAAGAACUAUGUGAAUAUAAUAAGAGACGAGUGAAGGAUUACACUGUAUUUAUACAUUUAUCUGCCAUCCUAACAACGGUUUUAUCCAUUUAUUAACAGGAUUAUAAUCAUUUAAAUAUUUUUUUUUUUUAAUAAUUGAAGGACAGAGUAAAAAUGUUUCAUUUUUACAUAAAUGUUGGACUGGUGGGUGUAAUGAAUUCAUGUAAUGAUGUAAUGAAUGAAUAAUGAAUGUUGGUUAUUACACCCAUAUUUUGAGAUUUUAUUUUCAAUUAUUGUCAAAUUAUUUGUCUUUUUAACAUUCAGUUAUAUAAUGACAAAACACAAUAACAUUUUUAUGUAAGCAUAUUUUAAAAACUAAAUUUGUAUUAUUCUAUAAACCUGAAGCUGAUAGAAUAAAAAAUCUGAAAUAAAAAAUAUAUAUAAAAUUAGCAUCUAUUCUUAACCACUUUGUUGCCAUACAACAACACUCUCAAAAGUUUAGAGUUAAAUAUUUGACUAUUAGGAUUGUUUUGUUAUUGUUUUUUUGGCAUAUUAUCAUUUAAUACAUAUUGUCUACACCAGAAAUGCCCAAGCCUGCGGAAACCCAAAGUUUUCUAUUUAGGGAAAACUAUGGGUAGGGGUAGGGAAUGCCUUUAAUAGUUUGUCAUCUCUAAUUUAACAUAACCUUUUGUUUGUUUGUGUUAUUGUUAAGCUACAAAAAAAGCUAACUUAAAUGUUUCAAUUAAAUGUUCAGAUUUUUUCAAAUCUACAUACUGUCACUCAUAGAGAACAAUGCACAAGACAAUGCAAAAGAACGGGCAGCUUGACCAGUGUUUUCAGCAGGGUUCUAAAAGGAUUUUUUUAUAUGUUCAUCAUAAAAUGUUUAAAAAAGCAUUAACGGUUAAUGUUUUGUAUUUAUUUUGAAAUAUUAUUAAAUAAAUUGGAUAAUUACCCAUGGUACCCAUUAAUCUAAUAUAGUUUGUUAUAUUUAACUUCGGCCCAAAGCCCUCAAUCAGGUUUUUGGCCCGUCAUAAGAAAACGUUUGGCCACCCCUGGUCUACACAAACGUUUUAAGAUUUAUUUUUUAAAUAUUUCAUCUAUAUAUCUUUUUAGACUGUAUAACUCUGCAAAAUUAAAUUAUUUUCAACCUUCAAA
This is a messenger RNA of Danio aesculapii, 3611 nucleotides long. RefSeq lists its product as uncharacterized. Gene Ontology annotation, molecular function: NADP binding; N,N-dimethylaniline monooxygenase activity; flavin adenine dinucleotide binding. The coding region runs from base 413 to 1735 and encodes 440 amino acids. Lineage: Eukaryota; Metazoa; Chordata; Actinopteri; Cypriniformes; Danionidae. The record is from RefSeq and is a predicted model, not a curated record. The transcript is spliced from 8 exons.